CAGGCGCACGAAUUGUUCUGGGACGGUUCUAUCGAGGAAAUCUUCCUCACGCAUUAUGUAGGCGGAUCGGUUUGUAUAACUAUGAUACCUGAGAUCAUUUUGCACAUACACGACGCCCUCGUUGCAACGACGGCCAACUCAAUUACCCUUUCGCCUACCUAGGGUACGCAGCUGCACCCUGAAAAUUACCCAUUCUUGAAAUUGGUUGUGUUCACGGGGAAACCUUGACGCGGUCCGUACGAGAGAAUGUGUCCCAUCUUCUAUAGUUUCUCCGUUUUACAAGUCGCAUACACAGAAUGGCUUGGUGAUGGACGAACACUACUUAACGCUUUUGGUCCCAGCCAGUCCAUCUGCGGUUUUACGGUGGAAAUUCCUGUGCGCUCGUCAGCAUCAAACGAAACCCCUGCGACGUUCAAUAUUGGAGGGAAAACGCGACUUUACGUUCUGGAUUGCGACAUAAAGUUUGUGGCGGUUGGCUGCGUAGGGAAGAUAUUCGUAUCCAGUCCAACUGUGGGCUUAGGCUACGUUGAAGACCCAGAGGAUACCACGCAGUUGUUCAUGGUAGACCCCUUCAGAAAAAAGUCUAGGAUGUACCGAACUGGCGACUUUGGCCAGUGAGUCUUAACCCCUUCCGCCUAUUCUCAUGCAGGAGACAUCGAGGCUGCUCUCCAUGCUGCCGAAAGCAAAAGAUCAACAACAGCGGAGCCUGUCACACACAAUGACGAGCCGCU
Pisolithus orientalis is the source of this 731-nucleotide messenger RNA. RefSeq lists its product as uncharacterized. The transcript has a single exon. Lineage: Eukaryota; Fungi; Basidiomycota; Agaricomycetes; Boletales; Pisolithaceae. The record is from RefSeq and is a predicted model, not a curated record. Bases 247 to 618 code for a protein of 123 amino acids.